GACGUCACGGUGACGUCACGGUGACGUCAUCGAGGGGGAGGGGGAGGGGGAAUCCCGGGAAAUUCCCCUCCCCCUCCCCCGGGGAAAAAAAUCGGGAAUUUGGGGGUAAAAAAAUUGGGAAGUUGAGGUUAAAAAAUAAUAAAAAAUAAAAAAUAAAAAUAAUAAUAAUAAUAAUAAAAAAAUAAUAAUUGGGAAUUCGGCGCGAAAAAAACCUGGGGAAUUUUAACCCAAAAAAGCGGGAAUUUGCGCUUAACAAAAGAAAAAAAAGAGAAUAAAAAUAAAAAAGAAUAAAAAUAAAAAAGGAGAUUUGGGGGAAAAAAUUUGGGGAUUUGGGGUAAAAAAAAAAUCGGGAAUUUGGAACAAGCGCCGCGCUUUACGUCGUCUCUUAGCGACCAAUUCCCGCCCUUUACGUCGUGUCCUAGCAACCCAUUUCCGCCCUUUACGUCGUGUCCUAGCAACCAAUUCCCGCCCUUUCCGUCGUGUUCUAGCGCCCGAUUUCCGUGCUUUACGUCCUGUCCUAGUGACCAAUUUCCGCCCUUUACGUCGUUUCCUAGCGACCGAGCCCCGCUAUUUCCGCCGUCUCUUAGCAACGCUUCCCGCCCUACUCGUCACUUCCGGCGCGCUCCAAGAUGGCGGCGGCGAGCGGCGGCGGCCCCGGAGCGGCCGCGGAGGCCCCGGGAGGGUCCGGGGGGGCCCCGGGAGGGCCCCGAGCGGCUCCGGAGGCUCCGGGAAUUCCCGGGGGGGGUCCCGGCACCGCUCGGGGCCCUCAGGGAGCGGCGGGGCCUGCGAGGGACGCGGAGGUGGCGGUGGAGAUCGGGGAGACGUAUUUGUGCAGGAGGGCCGAUGGGAGCUGGCACUCGGCCGAGGUGAUCCAGUCCCGUCUGAACGAGCAGGAGGCGCGGGAGGAGUUCUACGUGCACUACGUGGGAUUUAACCGGCGGCUGGACGAGUGGGUGGACCGGAACCGCCUGGCUCUGUCCAAGAGCCUGAAGGAGGCGGCCCAGAAGAGCUCGGAACCGUUCCUGGGGGAACUGGCGGAACCCGAGCGCAAAAUCACCCGGAACCAGAAACGGAAACACGACGAGAUCAACCACGUGCAGAAGACCUACGCCGAGAUGGAUCCGACCACGGCGGCGCUGGAGAAGGAGCACGAGGCGAUCACCAAGGUGAAGUACGUGGACAAGAUCCACAUCGGGCACUACGAGAUCGACGCCUGGUACUUCUCGCCGUUCCCGGAGGAUUAUGGGAAGCAGCCGAAGCUCUGGAUCUGCGAGUUCUGCCUCAAGUACAUGAAGUACGAGAGGAGCUACCGGCUGCACCUGGGCCAGUGCCAAUGGCGACAGCCGCCGGGCCGCGAGAUUUACCGGAAGGGAAACAUCUCCGUGUACGAGGUGGACGGCAAGGACCACAAGAUCUAUUGCCAGAACCUGUGCCUGCUGGCCAAGCUGUUCCUGGACCACAAGACGCUCUACUUCGACGUGGAGCCCUUCGUGUUCUACCUGCUCACCGAGGUCGAUCGCCAGGGCGCGCACAUCGUGGGCUACUUCUCCAAGGAAAAAGAGUCCCCAGACGGGAACAACGUUGCUUGCAUCCUGACCCUGCCCCCGUAUCAGCGCCGGGGUUACGGAAAAUUCCUCAUCGCCUUCAGUUAUGAACUCUCCAAGCUGGAGAGCACCGUGGGCUCCCCGGAGAAGCCGCUCUCGGACCUGGGCAAGCUCAGCUACCGCAGUUACUGGUCCUGGGUGCUGCUGGAGAUCCUCAGGGACUUCCGGGGGACCCUGUCCAUCAAGGACCUCAGCCAGAUGACCAGCAUCACUCAGACCGACAUCAUCAGCACGCUGCAGUCGCUGAACAUGGUCAAGUACUGGAAGGGGCAGCACGUCAUCUGCGUCACGCCCAAGCUGGUGGAGGAGCACCUCAAGAGCGCCCAGUACAAGAGACCGCCCAUCACCGUCGACUCCGUCUGCCUGCGCUGGGCUCCCCCGAAGCACAAACAGCCCAAGGUGGCCAAAAAAUGAAAUUAAAAAAUUUAAAAAAUAAUUAAAAAAUUACAAUGAAAUUUUAAUCCGACAAGAAAAUUUUAUUUCAUUGCGGUUUUAUUUUUAUUUUCCCCCCCCAAAAUUUGGGAAUUUUCACCCAAAAAUUUUGGAUUUUUUUCUGAAUUUUUUUAGGGUUUUUUUUUUUUUUUUAAAUCCAAAAUUUGGGAGUUUUAACCUGAAAAAUUUGGGAAUUUUUACUCAAAAUUUGGGAAUUUGAACCUCGAAAAUUUGGGAAUUUUUACUCAAAAAUUUGGGAGUUUUAACCUGAAAAAUUUGGGAAUUUUUACUCAAAAUUUGGGAAUUUUAACCUCGAAAAUUUGGGAAUUUUUACUCAAAAUUUGGGAGUUUUAACCUGAAAAAUUUGGGAAUUUUUACUCAAAAUAUGGGAAUUUUAACCUCGAAAAUUUGGGAAUUUUUACUCAAAAUUUGGGAAUUUUUACUCAAAAUUUUGGGAGUUUUAACCUGAAAAAUUUGGGAACUUUUACCCAAAAGUUUUGGAUUUUUUCCUGAAUUUUUUAGGGUUUUUUUUUUUUUUUAAUCCAAAAUUUGGGAGUUUUAACCUGAAAAAUUUGGGAAUUUUUACUCAAAAUUUUGGAAUUUGAACCUCGAAAAUUUGGGAAUUUUUACUCCAAAAUUUUGGAAUUUUUCCUGAAAUUUGGUGGUUUUUUUUCCCCAAAAUUUUGGAAUUUUUCCUGAUUUUUUUUUUUACCCAAAAUUUCAGAAUUUUUACCCAAAUUUUCAGAAUUUUUCCUGAAUUUUUAUUGGGAUUUUUUCCCCUAAAAUUUUGCAAUUUUCACCCAAAAUUUUGAUUUUUUUUUUCUUCUUUCACUUUUUUACAAUUUUUGCCCAAAUUCUAAAAUUUUUCCCAAAAUCUCAGAAUUUUUCCCAGAAUUUUCUUUUUAUUUUUAUUUUUUUUUUUAUUUUUCCCCCCAAAUUCUGGAAUUUUCCCCAAAAUUUGAAUUUUUUUUCCCCAAAUUUUGAAUUUUUCUCCUCAAUUUUUUUUUUCCCAAACUCUGGAGUUUUUCUUUAAAUUUUGAAAUUUUUUUUUUUUUCCCCCUAAAUUCAAAUUUUUUUUUUUUUACCCAAAUUUUGGGGUUUUCCUCCCCAAAUUUUUGGGAUCUUUUUCCAAAAUUUUGGGACUUUCCCUUUGAAUUUUUUUUUUUAUUUUCACCCAAAUUUUUUUUGGUUUUUUUUCCUCUUUUUUUGUUUUUUUUGUCCAAAAUUUGGGAAUUUUUCCCUCUAUUUUUAUUUUAUUUUUUUUUCCCCAAAUUUUCUCAUUUCUCGCUCCUCAAUUUUCAUUUUUUUCCCUCAAAAAUUUUUUUAAUUUUUUUUUUUUCUCUCUCAAUUUUUUGGAAUUUUUUUUUUUCCCUACAAUUUUCUUUUCCCAAAUUUUGAUUUUUUUCCCCCAAAAUUUUCUCAUUUCUCGCUCCUGAAUUUUCAUUUUUUUCCCUCAAUUUUUUAAUUUUUUAAUUUUUUUUUCCUCAAUUUUUUUGGAGAUUUUUUUUUGUUUGUUUCUUCCUUCAUUUUUUUUUUUUUUA
Cinclus cinclus is the source of this 3577-nucleotide messenger RNA. It is a transcript of the gene KAT8, whose product is annotated as lysine acetyltransferase 8. Bases 630 to 2018 code for a protein of 462 amino acids. Gene Ontology annotation, molecular function: histone acetyltransferase activity. The record is from RefSeq and is a predicted model, not a curated record. The transcript is spliced from 11 exons. Gene Ontology annotation, biological process: regulation of DNA-templated transcription. Lineage: Eukaryota; Metazoa; Chordata; Aves; Passeriformes; Cinclidae.